CUUUUCAAUACUUGAAUUUCUGAGUGCUUGUUCAUAUCUGUGAUGUCAUGCAUGAGUCAGUUUGAGUAUAUGUUGAGUGCUGACCGACAGACGACUUGCAAUCAGCAGGUGUGUACUCUCAUAUAUGAGGAAGAUGACAUAAGUUAAAUUCGGCACACAUAUGUUGCUAAAUCAGCCCAGGAAAUCUCAAGAUUUACUAUUAUUUAACAUAAGUUCUAAAGUUAAGAGGAGAGUUUAGGUAACGUUUGUACAUAGUACUCAAGUUCUCCAAAACUACCUACCCUAAAGUCACACAACAAGUCAUGAUAAACGCAGUAACAUGUCUUCGCGAACCGAACGUCCUUUGUGCCGCGGCUAGAAUUUGUAUAGUGGUAAUUAUGGUAGUUAUUUUUGACCAUACCUUCGCUACCGUGGUAUCCAUGGAAGUAUUCAUCGUCCGAGGACUGAGAUGUUGCAUUCUAAGCCUGCAAAGUUGCCUAGGGUGUCAGAGGAGGAACCUUAGCUGGCGAACCAUUUGGGCCAAUAGCGGUAGUAGUUACAAUAGAAUUGAAAGAAGUUAUAAAGUUGAACGUAGGAAGUGAGCUGGUAGACUGUCAUUGGGUGCUGAGAGUUUGAAUAUUGACAUAGGGAGUAGUCCGGGCAGUGGUCUCUACACGGUCCGAGGGCUGAGUUGUAUUGAUAAGCUGUUAUCUGGCUUGCUGUAUUACGCUGGUGGCAAUCAUGGCUGGCUGUGUGGUACUACUACUAGUAGUACUGGGAGCUUGAGCGUUUGCUGGUUGAGCUAGGAGCUGUAAGUCUUUGGUUAGCCUGUGUAUCCAUAUUGAGGAUUGCUUGGUACUGCUGGAUUUGGGCAUGG
This is a messenger RNA of Fusarium redolens, 856 nucleotides long. RefSeq lists its product as uncharacterized. The record is from RefSeq and is a predicted model, not a curated record. Lineage: Eukaryota; Fungi; Ascomycota; Sordariomycetes; Hypocreales; Nectriaceae. The transcript has a single exon. The coding region runs from base 303 to 581 and encodes 92 amino acids.